GCACCGAAGCAUUCAGCAUUUCUGCUGAGUGAAACGUCUAAUGGUGAGAAAAUAAAUAACAACUCCAAUUGUUUGGCUUUGCUUGGUGACGCGUUUGGAUUCCUCUGUAAUUUUAUAAUAUUUCGACUUAAAAUGGAUACAAAUAUACCCGUUCGAAUGGAAACAACUAUGGAAUGUUCCACACCGACGAGUGCAUCCGAUUUGGCGAAUGAUCAAAAGCGACGCAGCUCUUCCAGAUCAAUCAAACGGAAGCGUUUUGAUGAUGAAAUAGUCGAGUUUAGCAUGAGCAGCACACCGAUCCAGCAGAUAAAAAACGUCGGUGGUAGAUCCCGCACACUCUCCCAGUCGAUGGCACCACUGGGAACCGUGCUUGGGCAGGGCCAGGUUGGUUCACCCGGACCUAGUACUACUGGGCCGACCAGUUCACCAACAACAACAACUACCGUUGAACCAAUGCAAGUGACUCCAUCUAUUUCGCAAACACCUCUUCCGGCCCCGGUAGCGGUACCGGUAGUUCCAGCACCGCCAACACCCACCAUAACUUUGCCACCCCCGCAGACUCCCAAUCCGGCCACCAGCAUCCUGCAACAGCUAAAUUCGAAUGCAUCGGUUAACGAUAAGAAGCGCGCCUUGAAGAAUAACAAAAAAACCAAAAAGAAAAGCGCCUCUCAGCAGGUCGCUGCCAAAGAUCUUGGACGCUGGAAACCGAUGGAUGAUCUGGCCCUGAUUACGGGUAUCUUGCAGACGAACGAUUUGCGCACGGUACACCGGGGCACCAAGUUUUCGUGCAAGUUCACCAUCCAGGAGAUGCAGAUCCGCUGGUGUUCGCUGCUGUACGACGAAUCCAUCUCACGGAUUGCGGUGUCGGCCAUGCGCAACAUGCAUCCGGAGCUGGUAGAGAGUGUGCAGAGCAAGGCACUGUUUUCUGUGGCCGAGGAAGAGUUGCUCGGCACGAUCAAAUCCAGCGAGCAGCCAACGCUCGAAACGUUCCAGGAGCUGCUGAACAAGAAUUCGUCCGUAUUUUACCAUUCGCGUACCGCCAAGAACCUGCUCAACCACUGGCAGUUGAUGAAGCAAUACUCGCUGCUACCGGACCAGCCGGUUCAAUCGCUACCGAAGAACGACCACAUCUUAAGCUUCUCCGAUGCGGAAGAUCUCAUGAACGAUGCGGAACUGGGCGAACCGCGUGACGAAGCGCUCGAGACGGAACUCGCAUUGGCCGAUCGGAAAAGUAAGAAGGAAAUACGGCACCUGGAGAAUGAGCUGAACCGAUGGAGCGUUCUGGUGGAUUCAUUGACCGGGAUUGGCUUUUCGCCCGAUUUCGACAACCAAACGCUUGCAGCUAUUCGGGGUCGUAUGGUACGGUUUUUGAUGCGCUCACAAGAAAUCGUUCUCGGGCGCUCGACCAAGGACAGUACGGUGGAUGUUGAUUUGUCGCUGGAAGGACCCGCUUGCAAAGUAUCACGCAAGCAAGGAUCGAUUAAGCUUCGAAGCAAUGGAGAUUUCUUCAUCACAAACGAAGGCAAACGGCCGCUGUACAUCGAUGGACGGCCGCUGCUCUGUGGACAUAAGACGCGCCUAAAUGACAACUGUGUCAUUGAGAUUUCGAAUCUGCGCUUUGUUUUUCUGAUCAAUCACGACUUUAUCAACGCUGUACGGCAGGAGAGUGCCAAGAUGAACAUUCCGCUCAACUGAGCACGGAUUGUUGUGUAUAUGAGUGGGAAAUCGAUUUAAUCUUCUUUUACUUUGAAGCAUUUGCUGUAAUGGCUUCGCACUGUUGCGAGUAAUAUGCGCCAAUAAAUGCUAUGAAAUGGAAUUCACCAA
This is a messenger RNA of Anopheles funestus (African malaria mosquito), 1824 nucleotides long. It is a transcript of the gene Rcd5, whose product is annotated as microspherule protein 1. Gene Ontology annotation, cellular component: NSL complex; Ino80 complex; MLL1 complex. Gene Ontology annotation, biological process: positive regulation of transcription by RNA polymerase II. NCBI's taxonomy places the organism in Eukaryota, Metazoa, Arthropoda, Insecta, Diptera, Culicidae. The record is from RefSeq and is a predicted model, not a curated record. The transcript has 3 exons. Bases 133 to 1695 code for a protein of 520 amino acids. Gene Ontology annotation, molecular function: G-quadruplex RNA binding; protein binding.